This is a messenger RNA of Knipowitschia caucasica, 1488 nucleotides long. NCBI's taxonomy places the organism in Eukaryota, Metazoa, Chordata, Actinopteri, Gobiiformes, Gobiidae. The record is from the annotation of a GenBank genome assembly.
AUGGCCUCCACUGUGAGUCUUCUUUCUGAGAAGCACUUCUUGUGUACUUUGUGCCGAAAAAUCUUCACCAACCCUGUGACCAUACCAUGUGGGCACAGUUUCUGCUUGUCCUGCCUGAGUCACUUCUGGUCCAAACAUACGUCCCGAUACUGUCCCCAAUGUAAAAGACUGUUCACCGAGCGCCCCAAUCUCAGCAUUAAUCACGUUUUAGCCGAUGUGUCUGAAAAAUACAGUAAGACAAGACCUGUGAAAGAACCCACAGAAGACACUGUGGUCUUUGACAUUGAGCAAAUGGUUCAAGAAAGGCUGCAGAAGAUCGAAAGAUUAAAAAAUUCUCUGGAACAACAAAAGCACUCAUACCUCAGAGAAGUUCGUGAGAGCCAGAAAACCUUCUCUGCCCUGGUCAGUGCAAUGGAGAAGAGCCACAAAGCCGUGGUCACAGCGAUUGAAGACAGGCAGCGGGAGGAGGAGAAGAGAGUGGACAAACUCAUAAAGGAACUAGAACAAGAGAUUCAGAGGCUGAGCAAAGACACUGCUGAAGCUGAGCCAACAACGUCUGCCAAUGAGAGUGAGGAGCCGAACGACGUGACAGAACAAAUCAAAGUGACUGUUCCUCCCCCAGCCUGUCCAGUAGAAAGGAAGGACUGGACCAGGUUAACUGUGGAACACGAUCCCUGUAUUGGGGUGACUAGACGAGCAUUGUCCGAAAUGGUGGAAAAAAUAAAGACAGAAGUCAAUAGACUGUCUAAAUCUGAGCAAAAAAGAAUUGAGAAAUAUACAGUGGACAUCAAUCUUAGUGCCAAAACAGCGCAUCCAUCACUUUGUGUGUCUGAGGACAGGAAGCAGGUCAGGCACACAGACAAGCUUCAGGAGGUGUCAGAAAACCCCAAAAGGUUCGACCGUGUGGCCAACAUACUGGCCAAAGAGAGCUUCAUCAGUGGGAGAUAUUACUGGGAAGUAGAGGUCGGGGAGAAGAUCGAGUGGAGCAUUGGAGUUGUGAACCAAUCCAUAAAUCGAAAGGGCAAAUUUACAGUCUGCCCUGCAAACGGUUUCUUCACUUUGAGUCUUAAACCCACGGGUCAGUAUCUCGCCAACAGCUCUCCAGUCACUCAGCUUGCUGUGGAUCACAGGCCCAAAAAGGUGGGGGUGUUUCUGGACUACUCGGAGGGUCGGGUGUCCUUCUACUGCGGCGACUCUGGAGCUCACAUUUACACCUUCCACGAAGAUUUCACAGACCGAUUACAUCCGUUUUUCAGAGUGAACUUAAUUCUCAGGGCCGUCCUAUACUUAAUAUUGUUCAACGCCAAAGCGGACUUGGACAAAAUAAGACGCUAUAGUGGCAGUCUCGGGACAACAUUGACGAGGGAAAUUCAAAGGAACUCCUCCAAGGAUACUUGUCCUGGACACACUCAAGCGAGAAGCACCAUCUUCAUAACUCCAAAACGGCGAUAUCAUCAGUUUUACAAACUCAUCUCCUUGUGGAACUAA